GUAAAAGAGUUUUUAUUUGGAUUUUGAACCGGACUAAGUGCGAAUAUCUACCUUGACCAAAUGACUUGACUACCUUCCUAUCGAAGUAUGCGACGGUUUCAAGCAAUUAGCAAACGGAUGGCUCAGGGAUCCUCGUAUUCAGAGGCACCGUGCCCAAAUGCCCGUCUAAACCCCAGCGUGAUCCUCCUAGCGUGAGAAAAGGGCCAAAAAGAGACUGGCGUCGUAAACUAAUAAGGCGCCGAGGAUCAACACGAGGUACACGAGGAGCUGAGAAGAUAUAUAAAUCCUCGCUUGACCCCGCUAACAUCCCAAAAAAAGAUAUUCUUCCAUCUCAGUCACCCUGCAAAUAUGCGUCUCCUACACUCCAAGACUCUGGACCUCCAUGAGUUCCUGGAGGACUCUAUCCCUCCAUAUGCUGUCUUCUCACAUCGCUGGCAGGAGGGAGAAGUCCUUCUGCGCGACAUCGAAUCCGGGACUGCACGGGAAAAGAAAGGCUUUGGCAAAGUCGAGUCGUGCUGUGCCGAGGUGGCGUCGCGAGGCCUGGAAUAUGUCUGGAUCGACACCCUCUGUAUCGACAAAUCCAGCAGCGCCGAGUUGUCCGAGUCGUUGAACUCCAUGUACGAAUGGUACCACAAGUCCGCCGUCUGUCUGGCAUACCUGGUCGACGUCACCGAGACCUCGGUCACCAGCGACGGAGAUUUCCAGCGCAGUGUCUGGUUUACCCGCGGCUGGACCCUACAGGAGCUGCUUGCGCCCGUCGCGGUAGAAUUUUUUAACACGGCGUGGAAACCGUUGGGAACCAAGGCGACCUUGAAGACUGAAAUAUUCGCCAUUACCGGAAUCCACGAGGACGUGUUGCUCGGUACCGUCCAGCCGCAGUCCUUCAGCGUGGCUCAGCGUAUGUCGUGGGCCGCGGGGCGCACGACAACCAAAGUGGAGGAUACCGCCUACAGCCUGAUCGGACUGUUCGAUGUGAAUAUGCCGAUGCUGUACGGCGAGGGUCGAAAGGCAUUUAUGCGACUCCAGGAGGAGAUCAUGAAGCAAUCAGACGAUCAGACGCUCUUCGCCUGGUCAAGCAAAGAUGACAACUACCGUGGCCUCCUGGCACGGUCGCCUGCCGACUUUGCAAGUAGUUCGCACUUUAUUGUAUCCACGGACAAAGUCAACGCGUCUCCGUACUCCAUGACCAACAUGGGCCUUUCCAUCGAGCUGUCCAUGGUCCAGUGGGGAAUGGAGAUCUACCUGGCGGCUCUCGACUGCCAGGACAACGCCCGCCAGCGUUUGGGGAUCUACCUCACUCCUCUCCGGGAGCCAAAUCAGUAUGCCCGAGUCAUGCUCGACGAGAUCGAUCUCCUGCGCUUCUCCUCUAACGGGUCCUCGAGACGGCGGCGGAUCUACGUGCGACAGAACAUGACAGGAGAGGGCAAACUCCCCUCGCGACUGUACGGUUUCUGGUUGCGCCACAUCCCGCCGCCUGAUACGGGUCCCAAUGCACGGUGGGAAUUCACGGCGUGGAACCCUUGGAACGAUCGCGACCGGAUUAUUUCGCUACCACCGGGCGCGUACGGCACGGCGGCCGUCAUCCGCUAUAGACCCAAGGGAGCCAACGUGGUGAACCUGAAACUGGGGUUCGACGCGGAUUUCAACCCAGCCUGCCAGUAUGGUGGCCACAUUCUGGGUCCGCGAGCGCGAAAUGCCCGCGACAUCCGCGCAUUCGACACCUUGAUGUUACCUGACUGGAUGGACCCGCCCGCCCUCGAAGGGGUCCAUGUGGGAAAUCGACUGCGUGGAAUCAAUGGGGAUGAUGGUUGGUAUCGGGUGGUUGUGCUGGAUGAGAUCGUGCAGGGAAAACGGAUGUGGGUGGUGUACAUUGCCUCCGUGGAGGACGCGUAUUGGCACCCGGGCCGGCUUUGUGAUGGAUGCGGGCUAGAAAUUUUUGGCCCACGGUAUAGCUGCAAGACGUGCGAGGGUUUCGAUUACUGCUCCAACUGCUACCAAGGUGCAGCCGAGACGCAUCCGUCGCACAGCUUCAAGGAAGUCCGCCUUGGACAGCACGAAGGCGUGCGAUGUGAUUACUGUGGAGAUAGAGUUUAUGGUACGCGCCACAAGUGUCGCAAAUGUUCAGAUUUCGACCUGUGUGGCCAGUGCAUUGACAUUCCGGGAAUCCACGAGCACUGUGAGUUCAAAACAAUUGAAUCGGCCUAUGGGAAGCGCAGAUGAAUUCGAACUAUUAUAUGAAGAGGUUGAUGUAAAUUUCCGAAUAUCUG
Molecule: messenger RNA, 2267 nt
Organism: Aspergillus candidus
Lineage: Eukaryota; Fungi; Ascomycota; Eurotiomycetes; Eurotiales; Aspergillaceae
Product: HET domain protein
Exons: 3
Coding region: 349-2220 (623 amino acids)
Molecular function (GO): zinc ion binding
Source: RefSeq, a predicted model, not a curated record